AUGGGUUUACUGGUAUGUCAAGUUCUCAGUGGAGGGGUUAUCAAGAUCCCUAUCAGUUCUCUCCAUGGAUACCUUCUAUGCUUGCUGGUUCUGGUUCCUAUCAGUUUCAUGCACCUCCUUAUUCUCCUUUUUCAUCAUCAUCACCGAGAUUUCCUCAGCAUUUCACCGGACAGACCAGACCUAAUGGGGGAUUCAGACCUCCUCCUACUCAUUCAGUGCACCCAAUGCAACCUGUUCAAACUGCUUUUGCUGGUUUUACUGGUGGUUAUGAGUUGCCUUCUGGUUCUACUGGUUUCUAUGGAAAUCCUCGCAUCUCACAACCGUCUACUGCCUUCUAUGGUUUAGAUUCUUCUUCUGCAUCUGUUUACAAUGAUGAUUCAGUCUCACAACCUUGGUAUUUUGAUAGUGGGGCCACAAAUCAUAUUACUAACAAUAUGCAGCACCUCAAUUUGGGUCAUUCUCCUUCCUCAGCUCUGAAUGAAGGUGUCAUGGUUGGUAAUGGGAAUACACUGCAGGUCACUCACACUGGACAAGCACACUCUUCAAGUUCUGUACAGAGGCCCAUGUCACAAGGGUUUAUACCCCAUUCUGAGCCAAUAUAGGUCAGUGUCAUCCAAUUCUAGUCCACUUUCUACUUCAGACACUGGUGUUGUUCCUGCUUUCCUUAGUAAAUCUACUUCCUCUGAGCUUUGGCACAGAAGACUAGGGCAUCCUAGUACUCCUUUGUUUGUUUCCUUAAUAAAACAAUUCAGUUUACCUGUUGACAGAGUUGUUUCUUUUGACUGUAAUAGUUGUCACAUGGCUAAAAGUCACAAACUUCAGUUUUCUAUCUCUGAAACUCACACUACAGCACCUUUUCAGUUAGUACACAUGGAUGUAUGGGGACCAUCCCCUGUGGCUUCUAAUAAAGGUUUCAAGUACUAUCUUCUUGUCAUAGAUGAUUUCUCAAGAUUUUCUUGGCUGUUCCCUAUGCAUUAUAAAUCCGAAGUUAAGUUCAAGAUUUCGGAUUUCAAGGCUUAUGUUCAGAACCAAUUUGGUACUUCUAUUAAGAUUGUUAGAAGUGACAAUGGAGGAGAAUUUGUUAACCACUUUCUUCUUCAUUUAUUUCUUUCCACUGGUGUCAUUCAUCAGACAACUUGCCCUCAUACACCAGAACAGAAUGGUGUUGUUGAAAGGAAACAUCGGCAUUUGAUUGAAACCACUAUCACUCUCUUACUUCAAGCUAGUUUACCUGUUACCUUUUGGCUUGAAGCUUUAAUCACUGCGGUUUACUUAGCCAAUCGUUUACCCCAUUCUUCUUUGCACUAUCAAGUUCCUUAUGUUCGUCUGUAUAACACCACACCCAAUUACUACAAUCUUAAACCCUUUGGUUGUUGUUGCUAUCCUUGGCUUAAACCAUAUACAAGUCACAAGUUACUUCCUAAAUCCACACCAUGUGUAUUCUUAGGCUACUGUGAUAACACUAAGGGUUUCAGAUGUUAUGAUCCUCAAACCACAAAGGUAUACACUUCUAGGC
Messenger RNA from Rhododendron vialii, 1516 nucleotides. RefSeq lists its product as uncharacterized. Lineage: Eukaryota; Viridiplantae; Streptophyta; Magnoliopsida; Ericales; Ericaceae. The transcript has 2 exons. The coding region runs from base 15 to 602 and encodes 195 amino acids. The record is from RefSeq and is a predicted model, not a curated record.